Molecule: messenger RNA, 1605 nt
Organism: Aaosphaeria arxii CBS 175.79
Lineage: Eukaryota; Fungi; Ascomycota; Dothideomycetes; Pleosporales
Exons: 1
Coding region: 1-1605 (534 amino acids)
Source: RefSeq, a predicted model, not a curated record
AUGAAGUCCAUCGCCAUCCUUGCCGGCGCCGUUGCCGUUGCAGCUGCCGAUUCCUACGGCCAGCCUAGCUACGAGACCCCUUCCAGCUCGGCAAAGCCAGCUUACACCACGAUUAACCCUGGCUAUGGACACGCCCCAGUCACUGUCACCAAGCAGUACCAGGCUGUCCCUACCUACGAUGCGUCUGGGAAGAGCUCUGAGUAUCUCUGGGUCUCCACUGUCAUCAAGGGAUGCAACGGUGAGCCAGUGACUAUCACCAAGACCAACCAGAAGGUUGUGCUCUACUCGACCAAGUCCACGGCUACCCGCUACAGGACUGAGCCCGCUGCUGGAUAUGCUGCCCCCACCGGAUACUUCCCCAAGAACAGCACUGCUACUCCCGUCGUGAAGCCUUACUUCGAGUUGUACGAGAAGGUCCACGAGGCCAAGUACAAGGAUCUCGGACCAAAGGCUCUUCCCGGCUACAAGGGCAACAAGCUCUACAAGGGCAGCAAGGACAAGCAGAAAGUCACCGUCAAGGAGUUCGAGAACGGCAAGUGGAACAAGUAUGUCCAUACUUUCGACUACGGCGUGCCUAAGCCAUCCGCAACUACCUUCGCGACCCCCGGCGUUUACACCAUCCCGGCCUACGAGAAGACCAUUACCAAGUACGAGACUGUCGCUGCUGAGACGACUUACACUGCUCAGUUCGGUGAUUCGCUCACCUAUGGUGGUUACACCAUAACUGUCACCGAGACCGAGCCCACCACCAUCACUACUAAGGUUCCCCAAAGCUACCAGACUGAGGGUACCAAGACCAUCACCGUCUACAAGACUGAGGUCGUUACCUGCACUGGUGCUGGAGAGUACGAGGUUGAGAAGCCCACCACGACCAAGUUCGAGCAGCCUACCACCUUCGUCUACCCCACCACCACUGUCUACCCUCCUGGUUUCUACCACCACGAUGCUGAGACCGUCACUGUCACCAAGUCUAACGAGCCCUAUACUUGCAAGUUCCAGAGCACCGACAAGCCCAGCUACCCCAUCUCCUCCACCACCAAGGGAUACAACGGCUACCCAACUUCUUCUUAUGUCCCUUACCCUGUCUCCUCUUCUACCAAGGAGUAUGAGACCUACCCCUCUUCCUCCUCUGCCCAGGAGUAUGAAACCUACCCUACUUCUUCUUCCACCAAGGAGUAUGAGACUUACCCCACCUCUUCUUCUACCAAGGAAUAUGAGACCUAUCCUACCUCCACUGCCAGCGAGUAUGAGACCUACCCUACCUCCACUGCCAGCGAGUACGAGGUCUACCCCACUUCCACUGCCAGCGAGUAUGAGGUUUACCCCACUUCCACCGCCAGUGAGUAUGAGGUCUACCCUACUUCCACUGCCAGCGAGUAUGAGGUCUACCCAACUUCUACUGCCACUGAAUACGAGACCUACCCCUCCGAGACCCCAUCGAAGACCUCUCCUCCCGUUGCCGAUCCAUCUUCUGAUUACGAGGAGCCUCUCGAGAACUACGGCACCCCCAACGCCGGAUACGUCAAGCGUGGCGGUCUCAUCGAGCGCCGCAAGGCCGAGCCUCAGGCCAAGCAGGCUCUCAACAGGCGCGUCAUCCUUGUCUAA